GACAACCCUAAUCCCAAAAGCGACGAGGGUCUGUUUGUCGAGGAAUCAACAAAUCGACUUCGAUGGUCAGUCCCGGAUCCACCCAUGGCAGCACAGAUUGUCGAACUGGACAACACGGGCAGUCCUCGGUGGCGGCCUCUGCUCGGUGCGCCAAACCAUGCGCUCGCUGAAGAACCUGUCAGCCAACCGCCACGUUCCCGCAUGCUCGUCGCUUUUGACGUCUUGUAUGGGGCAGAUUAUUGGAUUGAUGCCGAUACACUGGAUGAACGGCCCGCACCCCUGGUGAUUCAAAAUGCA
Molecule: messenger RNA, 297 nt
Organism: Bipolaris victoriae FI3
Lineage: Eukaryota; Fungi; Ascomycota; Dothideomycetes; Pleosporales; Pleosporaceae
Exons: 1
Source: RefSeq, a predicted model, not a curated record